Fusarium coffeatum is the source of this 1977-nucleotide messenger RNA. RefSeq lists its product as uncharacterized. Gene Ontology annotation, biological process: DNA-templated transcription. NCBI's taxonomy places the organism in Eukaryota, Fungi, Ascomycota, Sordariomycetes, Hypocreales, Nectriaceae. Gene Ontology annotation, molecular function: DNA binding; zinc ion binding. The coding region runs from base 1 to 1977 and encodes 658 amino acids. The record is from RefSeq and is a predicted model, not a curated record. The transcript is spliced from 3 exons.
AUGCUCGAGAAUGAAAAUGCCCGCCUACGAGAGCAACUGCGUCUGGUAGACCAAGCACCACACCAUGGCGCUUCGAAACGAGUCAGUCUUGAUGAGCCAACGAAGCAAGCAGCCGGUCAAGAAGAGAGUCAAAGCGAGGCGCUAGACUUUUCUCCAACAGGAACUGGCCAGGCAGAGGGUAGUGCAUUCCACGGCCCUUCGAGUGGUACUGCCAUUGGAUCGUCAGAGACGAUACAUGGAAAAACUAUCACAGCGAGUGGUACGUUUGGUACAAACCCGCCCCAGAAGUCGGACAAUGAUAUCACUCAAUCCAUUAAGAAUCAACUGCUGGCCGAAACAGUACGACAGCGUCAGCUGGAGAAUGUCAACCUAAGAGCAGGAAAACUCGAUUUCCGAGGCGUCGAGCCGCAAGUCGGCAUGAAUCUUCUCUCAAAUUUCUGGAAUCGCCAGCUAUACGCGGGUCCUAUCGUCUAUCGAACCGCUUUUAUGCGCGACAUGGCAGACAAUGGCAUGGCAAACACAAAUGACGGCCCCUACUUUUCCGAACUUCUGCUCUACGCGAUGUUAUUCUCCGGGUUACAGUUCACAGCCGAGGCGGCGGCUGCUCGAACGCUUCCUGAAGUGAACGUCACUGGUCGUCAAUAUCGUGCCAAGUUCGAGCAGACCCUACAUAACUCCGGUUCGAAGAGUGUUUUCAAAAGUGAGGUUACUACGAUACAAGCCUUGCUGGUCGUUUCGGAUGCGCUAUUUUCUUGGUGCAAUGAAAGAAGCCUCUCAUGGCAUUACAUGGGACUUGCUAUCAAUAUGAUAAUCGACCUUGGACUUCACAUCAACCAAUCGCUUCGUGGGCCAUCAGAGCCAGCCUCUGCUGAGGCUACAGAAAUCAAGCGGCGUUUGUUCUGGGCGGCUUUCGUCAUGGACAAAGUUCAUUCCAUCUAUCAGGGUCGUCCGACCCGACUUCACAAGCGUGAUCCGAAAUUACCCAUCGAAUUCCUUGACGAGUUUGAAGAACUGGAGAGUUUCAGCAGUCAUACGUACUCCACCCAAUCAAUGACUCUCGAAAGUCCAGCAUAUGCUAUAUCUACGUGGAAGCAUUUCAGCCGGUUAAGUAUCGUGGCAGACAACAUUAUUUGCCAGCUUUACUCUGAGGAAGGCACUGCCAUGGAAGCUAGUGAGUUGUUUGAGCUUGCGUAUGGUCGGCAUGGUCUGUAUGAUCAAUUGCAAGAAUGGGUUUCGAAACCAAAGCAUAUCUCUGCAGUCCUGCCUCACUUUCUUUCGUGCAGCGCGCUGUACUUUUCUUUGCAGAUUUUGAUCUGCCGGCCAUUCCUCUCAGAAGAUCACUUCGUCUCGGAGGAAAUCACGCGAGAAGCUCUCAAGGAUUGUGUGACAGCAGCACUUGACAUUCAUGACAUUUUGGUGAUUUACAAGCAGAACUUUUGCUUCAAAACUGCUCCUCUCCAUAUAUCGUACGCUGCAUACGCCAGUGCCUCGAUACUCAUACGUAUAGCGGCACAGAAAAGCUCAGACUCGCAGGCACACUCGGCUCUUCGGUUAUGUGUGGAGGUACUGAGCAUACAACAGGCUUACAGUCACGGACCCAGACGAAUGAUGGAGAUCCUGCUCAGAUUGAUGAAUCGAUUGGGUGUACAUGUGGGAGAAUUUGUUGCUCUGGGCCCAUCGAGUUGUCUCGCGGAUGAGCCAAUCGAGUCUGAGGCGGCUCAGCCGGUUGUUGCAGGACCCAGCAUGGAAAGGUACAUACACAAUCUCCUUGCUAUUGACGAGUACUGGAGGCGUGGUGGUCAAGGCGAUCUACCAAUAAGUGAAUCCGACAUGCGCGACAUCGAAUUCCCCGACGUUGGAUGGCCCGACCUCGAUUUCAAUAAGUUGAUGAAUAGCUUCAUUUUCGACCCUGCCCAACAAGACACUUCUGGGCUUGUAUCUCAGAAUGAACUGUUCGGGCUUGAUUUUGGAGCCUAA